This is a messenger RNA of Mycotypha africana, 1093 nucleotides long. RefSeq names its product putative NIT2-nitrilase. Bases 155 to 1021 code for a protein of 288 amino acids. The record is from RefSeq and is a predicted model, not a curated record. The transcript is spliced from 4 exons. NCBI's taxonomy places the organism in Eukaryota, Fungi, Mucoromycota, Mucoromycetes, Mucorales, Mycotyphaceae. Gene Ontology annotation, molecular function: hydrolase activity, acting on carbon-nitrogen (but not peptide) bonds, in linear amides.
CGAUACGCUUGAUAAAGCAGCGAAAAAUUCAAGCUAAAUGAUAUGACAUCGAUGAUUCAAGUCCGAGGUUUUGUUACACAGAGAGCUGAUGACAGUAAUAUAUCUAUUUCCAACUAUUGCUUCCCUUCUUUAAAGUCUAUCACUCGACUUGACUAUGGUUCUUAUUGCGGUUGGGCAAAUUUGCGCAACAGCAAGUAUCAGCUUCAAUAAGGCUCAAUGUUGUAAACUUGUGCAUCAGGCUUCUUCGUUAGGAGCUAAAAUGAUUUUUCUGCCAGAAGCAGCAGACUUCAUUUCACAUAGCAGAGAUGAAGCGUUACAAUUAACAACGCCGAUUGACAAUUCUGAAUUCGUGUCUGCAUUGAAAGCGAGCGCAAAAGAAAAUUGUAUGUGGAUUUCAGUUGGCAUUCAUGAAAGUGCUGAUGCUGGAACAACGAAUGACAACCGUCUUGAAGUUAUAAAGCAAAAGAUUUUCAAUACACAUAUUGUGAUAAAUGAGGAAGGUGAACUGCUGGCCAGAUAUCGAAAAGUUCACUUAUUCAACGUUGAUUUGGUUGGAUUAAGAUUAAUGGAAAGUGAUACGACACUAGCCGGGGAUAAGUUAAUAGAUCCCAUACACACUCCUGCUGGCAUGCUUGGUUUACAGACAUGUUACGAUAUGAGAUUUGCUGAAUCAUCCAUAGCAUUGCGCAAAAGAGGAGCCGAGUUAUUGGCUUAUCCAAGUGCCUUUACAAUCAAAACGGGUAUGGCACACUGGGAAACAUUAUUACGUGCCAGAGCUAUCGAAACUCAAACAUAUGUUAUUGCAUCAGCACAAAUUGGAGCUCAUAACGAGAAGAGAUCCAGUUACGGAAAUGCUAUGAUUGUUGAUCCAUGGGGAACCGUGAUAGCCCGUUGCCCUGACAAUCACCAUGAACCAACUCUUGCAGUAGGCAAUAUUGACGUAGAUUACUUGAACAAGAUCCGAUUGGAAAUGCCAGUUAUGGCUCAUCGAAGAAAUGAUAUAUACCCCGCGAUAGAAUAAAGUGAAAUAAAAAAGCUGCCCAGAAAAACACGAAAAAGUUUCUUUCUCAGUUUCUUUUUUUUUAAAAAAAAA